AUGGAAGAGGCGGAGGCUACACAGUUCCUCGAAUCCUUGCUCGGAAAGACCUUCAAUGUUACUGUUCUGGAUGGCCGACUAUUCUCGGGAAUAUUUCGGUGUACCGACAACGACAGCAAUAUCAUCCUUUCAAACUCAUUUGAGUACAGAAUGCCAUCUAUGGCGGCUGAAAUAGUCGCGGUCGAGAAACUGAAGGCUACGGGACAGGCCACGAGAGUGGACAUGACGUCGCGAUUCGUGGGCCUGAUCGUCAUCCCAGGCAAGCAGAUUGCGAAGAUGGAAGUCGAGGAGAAGAGGGAAUGGCCCAGCAGUCAGUCCUUAUCGAUUCGGACGCGAACAUGA
Molecule: messenger RNA, 342 nt
Organism: Fonsecaea erecta
Lineage: Eukaryota; Fungi; Ascomycota; Eurotiomycetes; Chaetothyriales; Herpotrichiellaceae
Exons: 1
Coding region: 1-342 (113 amino acids)
Cellular component (GO): NatC complex
Source: RefSeq, a predicted model, not a curated record